UGACCUUGUGUCAAAGUACUUUUGUGUUCUUGAAUGACUGUAGUCGUUGAAAUCGUCUUGAGAGUGGUUACAAUGGCAGGUGUUCAAAAAUAUGUAUUUGCACUUAAACAUAUGACGGCGAACUUCAAAUAUUCUAAGCGCAUUCACCGGAUAAAACGUUUUGACAGCCAUAUGAUGGCCCUCUUGGAACCAAACAAUUUUUGUUUCAGACAUUUCUCUUUAUCUCAAAAAUUAAAACAAGUAUUCAUGUGACUCACCCUGUAGAACUAUUAAAGCGACAGUUCUGUCGCUAGUGACUCGUGGCCUAAAUCUGUCUAAAUGUCUCCGCUAAAUUUUAUCGUUUCAAAUACCGCUCCAAAUUUUAUCAAUAUAAUCACGAUAGUUGUGUUUUAUGGGAGUGCUAAUGAAAUAUUAAAAUGUUUUGUAUAACGUACACAUCAAAAUUUUGUACAAGCGUUAUGAAUCGCUGUAUCUACCGUAAAUUAUUCAUAUAUCAUUAGGUCAACAUCCGACAAUGACCUACCGUGAUGUAUCUUACUGGAGAAAACGAGAAGUGCGAUGAAAUUUGGCUAAUAUCUUCGUGAUUUAUUCCAAGGUUGUGUUCUAAUUUUAGUGUAUCGAUAGGGAACCAUUUACGUUACUACAUCCUUCACCGUAGCAUGCAAUGCGCCAAAUCUACGAAAUGCUAUUCGAAGCCAGUAGUCUGUAAAUUGUUCGGAGGAGUAUACGGAUCGUCUCGUCUUGAUUCCUAAACAUCGUAAUUUUCAAGUUCAACUUUAUAUUCCUUCCAUUCCCUUUCAUUUAUGAUGUACCAACCGCGUUUGUUAUGUGUGGUCGUGCCUACAUAUUGAUGCGUGGACUUUCAUUCAAUGGUCGUACGUGUAUAUAAUGUUGUUGCAAUUGUAAGUCAUAAAUGAAUUAAAAAAUUUUCUAAUAUUACAUGCAUUAAUAAGAUGUUAAGAACAAAUAAUAAUAAUAUUAUAUGAAAUAAAAACAUAAAAUAAGCUAUAACUCUUACGUAAAUUUUACAAAGGCAAUACAUAUAACGAUGGCCAUGAAAUGGAACAAACAUUCCUAUCAUUAUCUCUUUUAAAUACAACUAGAAAUAAAUAAAAAAUAAAACUUGAAAAUAUCAAAAGUAUCAAAAGAUGCUCGAAUUUAAAUCCAUUAAAUAUAAAAUGCUACUACCAAACAGCUUCCUCUUGUACAAACAUUUCUUACGAACCAGUUUCAACCCAAAACUUCUUUGUUCCUCGGUAAAUAUUCUUUAUAAAUUAAAUUUGUGCAUACUGAAAGGUCAUGGAUAAAUAGUUAUGAAAUGGAAACGAUUGCAUCACCAGUGCACUAGUUAUAUGUGUAAAGAAAAAAGUUACACAUGCCUCCGUUACCUUGGUACAUUGAUGUAGAACCAACAAAGGACUAGGUUAAAGAAAGAAAUCGCUAUCGAUGAUAGCAUUGUACUUCAUAAGCAAAGGAACCUUGACCUUUGUCAAUGGACGUGCCCCUUUUCCCAGCACCGCCAAUCCUUGGGGGUGUUGCGACGCCCGUUAGUGAUGUUAUAGACGUUGCGAAGUUGACACCUGUUUCGCUGUCUGCUGUUACAUGCGCUCGUAAACAACAUGCCGGGAAGAAAAUGCACAGGGCGAUCAAGAUCCACAAAAUACGACAUUCUGCCCAUAGGAACGUAAUACAUCCGAAAUCGAAGGACGAGAUCGGACGUCGCGUUACCGAGUUUCACAUAACGAUGACCGAACAGCAGAGGCACAACCAGAAUGAAGACGACAACGAUGUAGUGUUUGCAAUAGAUACACCUACAACAGUUUCGGAAGACAUCUCUCCGCGAUACAAAACGACCGCAAAUUCCGAAAAACCGACGAAAUCAAUUGCUAUUCAAACAACAGUUGGACUACCAUUGCGACUCAGGGUUUUACCAUCCGUUAAAGAUAUCGUCGAAGAAGAAGAUGUAGCUUCGUCAAAUGUAAAAGGAUUUUCGAAAAUAUGGAAACAUAUUAGAUUUCUAGGAAGAUUAUCACUCUCGUUGUUUGGAUUGACGUGGUUACUUACCAUUUGGGCAAUUGCUGGUGCAGUGGCUUUUUGCGUGAUUGAGGGCCCUCGGGAACGUGAGCAAGUUGUAAAAUUGAAGGAUAUGCAGAAAGAUUUAGCGGUUGGCUUAGCGACGGAAUUGAGACAGUUGCGUACAGAAAAAGAAGAAGACGUAGAACCGCUUUGGAGUAACAAAGUGCACCAAUAUGUAGAAAAACACGAGAAGUUGCUAUUGAUGGCAGUUAGUUCUGGAUAUGGCGAAAGUGGAAAUAGUGGACAACUUUGGACGUUUCCGGGUUGUAUCUUAUUUGCGCUUUCACUUCUCACCACUCUUGGUUUUGGUGCCCCGGUUCCACGAACGACAGCUGGUCGAACAGUAACUGUUAUUUUUGCAGCAAUUGGUAUACCUGCACAUUUUCUUUUAGUUAUGAAUCUUGGUCUUCUGUUAGCAGUACGAUUACAAAGAUAUGCUAUAUCGAGGAUACUUGAAGGAUACGAGCAAACAGAGCUAAGUUAUACACCGCCAGUACCAAAAUGGGUUAAGGUAGUGCCCUUCGUUUGUGUAGCCACUUACUAUCUGCUGGGAGUCUUGUGUUUUGGAGUAGCUAGAUCCAGGCCAAUUGCAGCAAGUGUUCUAUUUCCUUUAGAUUUUACUGCUGCUGGUGGUCUUUCAACAAUAGUUGGCUAUGUGCGAGUAUUAUACGGUCUUUACUUGGAAGGUGCAGUCACUAUUGCUGCUAUUGCGGUUGCGGUUUUGGGUGUAUCAACUACCCAGAACUUGACCAAUAUUGGUCUCAAAUAUGGUUUAUUAAUCGAAGCAUAGUAUUUUCAAGAAACGUUUUAUAUUUCGAAUAUAUAACUAUCUUAAAGAUAAUUUGUCAUAAAGCUGUUUCGUUGUAAUGCAUAUUUCACUGAAUUGCAUUAAAAUAUACAUAUCAGUAAAAUGUAAUUUCAAGAUCGAUAAUUUUCAGAAUAAAAUUUUAUAAAAAAUUAU
Messenger RNA from Bombus impatiens (common eastern bumble bee), 3037 nucleotides. RefSeq names its product open rectifier potassium channel protein 1. The record is from RefSeq and is a predicted model, not a curated record. Gene Ontology annotation, molecular function: potassium ion leak channel activity. Gene Ontology annotation, biological process: stabilization of membrane potential; potassium ion transmembrane transport. The transcript has 7 exons. Gene Ontology annotation, cellular component: membrane. The coding region runs from base 1493 to 2866 and encodes 457 amino acids. Lineage: Eukaryota; Metazoa; Arthropoda; Insecta; Hymenoptera; Apidae.